Magnolia sinica is the source of this 609-nucleotide messenger RNA. Its product is annotated as secreted RxLR effector protein 161-like. The transcript has 2 exons. The record is from RefSeq and is a predicted model, not a curated record. NCBI's taxonomy places the organism in Eukaryota, Viridiplantae, Streptophyta, Magnoliopsida, Magnoliales, Magnoliaceae. Bases 1 to 609 code for a protein of 202 amino acids.
AUGGAUGUUGCCUUAGCAGAAGAAGAGACCAUGAAAGAGCCAACGACAUUUGAAGAAGUAUCCCAAGACAUAAAAUGGCGGAAGGCGAUGGAAGAAGAGAUUAAGCGGAAGUACGCCAAAAAUCUAUUAAAGAAAUAUGAUAUGCUCGAAUGCAAGCCAAUUGCCACACUUAUGGAGGCUAAUGUCAGGCUAUGUUCGAAAGAAGGAAAAGACUUGAAAGACGCAACUAUGUACCGGCAAAUAGUUAGUAGUCUAAUCUACCUUACAUUAUCGCAAUCGGAUAUAACAUACGUAGUUGGAGUGGUUAGCCGGUUUAUGCAAACACCAAAGAAGCCGCAUCUUGAAGCAGUACGUCGAAUACUGAGGCAUGUGAAGGGUACAAUAAACCUUGGUCUAUUGUACAAGAAAGGUGGAGCAUGCAAGAUAGUUGGGUACUAUGAUGCUGACUCUAGUGGUGAUCAUGACACACGACGAUCAACUACUGGAUACGUAUUCAACCUCGGCUCAGGAACAAUCUCUUGGUGUAGCAAGAGACAACUUAUAGUAUCUUUAUCAACCACGGCGGCUGAACACAGAGCAAUGGCAACGGCAGCACAAGAAAACACAUAA